AUGACUGGUCAUCCAGGCGUUUUAACGCGUACGGAGCGCCCUCCCGCCCGCCCUGAAAUAACGCGAGCUAAUGAUUUUCUCUUUUCAGCACCUCGGUUUGAAGAAGGACCGGCGCUAGCAACGGUAGCAGACCGGUUAGGCCUCCAGAAUGUUAGCAGAACAAUCUACAAGGCGCUACGCUCAGAUAGGGAGUCUUCUACCUUCGCGUGCUACAGCGCCGAACUGAGGAAAUUUUUGUCCUGGAAAGGGAGUGACGCCCUGCCAGCUAUUCCCCUAGAGAAGGCGGCCCUCAAUUAUUUUUGUGGCCCGUUGACGGGAGUCGAUCUGGAUAUCCAGCAGUCGAUAUUAGAAGCGGAACGCAGAUCUUCACCCGAAACCACGCAUCGUACGAAAAUCGACCAACAAUCAAUGCGGCGGCUGGUUUUGGAGGGAUUGGACUCUGCGGAUUACAAAGUUACACAAGCAGCAGCGCUUGCUUUUCUUCAAUCCAAAGUCUUUUUGAUAAUCAGUGAGGCUCAGGCUCUCCGGUCAGUCGACCUAACUUUUGUGGGAGGAGGAUACUACCGCCUGAAAAUUCGAAAAUCCAAGACGGACCAACACGGCAAGGGAGCGGUCAUCAAGUUUCACCUGGACAAGGUCGAAAUGGCAUUGUUGCGCAAGUACCUGGGUCAGUGCACUGGCGCGGUUCACAUUUUCCAAUCCAGGUCCACGGGAAGGCCUCUCUCAAGCGCAACCCUGAGGGAUAGGCUUAACUGCUUUUUAGGGGGUGAGGCAGCAUCGCUCGCUCUUAGCCUAGGUGCCGAACAAACCGCGGUGAUGAUGGCCGGUAGAUGGAAAACGAUCAACGCCUUUCGAUACUACGUGGCUCCCAAGGCAAUUCCACUACCAACAGACCCUACCUUCAGCGGUGCGCUUAACCUUGCUCAAAAUCGCCCGGAACUCAUGUACUGA
This is a messenger RNA of Cylicocyclus nassatus, 951 nucleotides long. NCBI's taxonomy places the organism in Eukaryota, Metazoa, Nematoda, Chromadorea, Rhabditida, Strongylidae. The record is from the annotation of a GenBank genome assembly.